This is a messenger RNA of Sphenostylis stenocarpa, 2124 nucleotides long. The record is from the annotation of a GenBank genome assembly. NCBI's taxonomy places the organism in Eukaryota, Viridiplantae, Streptophyta, Magnoliopsida, Fabales, Fabaceae.
AUGGCUCACCUCAGUCCCCUUAUGGGAAGAGAAUCUUUGCCACUAGCUGGAAAUGUUAUCAGAACCUCAUGCGAGGACAAAGGCCAUACAGCUGCUACUACAGUUAGAGAGAUGAUUUCCCCAUCAAGUGACCUUGAGAUGGAAGGAGAGAGGAAACUAGAAAUAGUUGAAAGAGAUCAGGACUUGGAGGAUCAGCUACCUGCUGUUGAAGUUCAGUCUCAGCCAUGGACAGAACAGAUAACACUGAGAGGAGUGUUUGUGAGCAUGUUGAUUGGAAUCAUGUACAGCAUAAUAGUCAUGAAGCUCAACCUCACAACUGGUAUGGUUCCUAACCUGAACGUUUCUGCUGCACUCCUUGCCUUUGUGUUUGUUCGAACCUGGACCAAGGUGUUGCACAAGGCUGGUUUUGUAGCCAAACCCUUCAGCCGCCAGGAGAACACCAUCAUACAGACUUGUGCAGUUGCAUGCUAUAGCAUUGCUGUUGGAGGAGGAUUUGCUUCUUACCUGUUGGGAUUAAACAGAACGACUUAUGAGUUGUCGGGAGUAGGAAACGAGGGUAACAGCCCAAACGCUAUUAAAGAACCUGGGUUUGGUUGGAUGACUGCCUUCCUUUUUGUGGUUUGCUUUGUUGGCCUCUUUGUCUUGAUUCCACUCAGAAAGAUCAUGAUAGUUGACCUCAAAUUAACUUAUCCCAGUGGCUUGGCAACUGCGGUUCUCAUCAAUGGUUUCCAUACUCAGGGAGACAAAAUGGCCAAGAAGCAAGUAUGGGGAUUUGCGAAGUAUUUUUCUGUCAGUUUCUUAUGGGGUUUAUUUAAGUGGUUCUUCUCAGGAAUAGAGGACUGCGGAUUCGAACAGUUCCCCACCUUUGGAUUGCAAGCUUGGAAGCAAUCAUUCUAUUUCGAUUUUAGUAUGACUUUUGUUGGAGCAGGAAUGAUUUGCUCCCACCUUGUGAACGUGUCCUUGCUCCUUGGAGCUGUUCUCUCUUAUGGACUCAUGUAUCCGCUCAUUGAUCGGCUUAGAGGAGACUGGUUCCCGGACAAUUUAGAAGAAAGUAACAUGAAGGGUUUGUACGGUUAUAAGGUUUUUCUUUCAAUCGCUCUAAUCCUGGGUGAUGGCAUAUACAACUUCACCAAGAUUCUAAUUUCCACAGUGCUCAACGUCCAUGGCAGAAUAAAGAGCAAGAACAAUAAAAAUGUGGCUGCUGAUCAGAAGGGGAAUCCGACUGAAGACAUUGAACAAACAGAGACAUUUCUGAGGGAGAACAUUCCCAUGCGGAUUGGAAUCGUUGGAUACGUUGUUUUCACACUCAUUUCUAUAAUCAUAAUCCCACGCAUGUUUCCACAGCUGAAAUGGUACUACGUGGUGGUUGCUUAUAUAUUUGCCCCAUCUCUGGCAUUCUGUAAUGCUUUUGGAGCAGGUCUCACCGACAUAAACAUGGCAUAUAAUUAUGGGAAAGUUGCACUCUUUACCCUGGCAGCAAUUACAGGAAAAGAAAAUGGUGUGGUGGCUGGACUUGUGGGUUGCGGUCUUAUUAAAUCCGUGGUCUCGGUGUCUUGUAUUCUGAUGCAAGAUUUCAAAACUGCUCAUUACACACGUACCUCACCCAGAGCCAUGUUCAUAUGUCAAGUAAUCGGCAUUGCAAUGGGCUGUGUGACAGCUCCUCUCAGCUUCUUCCUGUACUACAAGGCAUUCGAUGUGGGAAAUCCGCAAGGAGAAUUCAAAGCUCCUUAUGCUUUAAUUUACAGAAACAUGGCAAUCAUAGGUGUCCAAGGUUUCUCAGCAUUGCCCCAGCAUUGCUUGCAGCUUUGCUUUGGUUUCUUUGCUUUUGCUAUAGGAGCAAACAUGAUCAGAGACUUUUCACCCCAAAAGAUUGGUAAAUGGAUGCCAUUACCAAUGGUCAUGGCCGUACCAUUUCUGGUUGGGGCAUACUUCGCAAUCGACAUGUUCAUCGGUAGUGUGGUUGUGUUUGUGUGGCACAAGCUGGACUCCAACAAGGCAGAGUUGAUGGUUCCAGCAGCUGCUUCUGGACUAAUUUGUGGGGAAGGACUAUGGACUCUACCUGCUGCGAUUCUAGCUCUUGCAAGAAUCCAUCCUCCUAUCUGCAUGAAAUUCGUUCCUUCCUAA